AUGGAAGCCCUUGAUAAGCACCCCCGGGGCUUCAACCGAAUCCUGUCGGAAAGUCAACACAAUGCUAUGAGAGGGCAGCUGUGUGCGAACUCAGAAGUGGAAAGGAGCGAGCAAGAAUGGCCCAGCAAAGUGGAAGGUGAGCCCUGUAUUACUAGUCCGCUAUCGGAACAUGCUCAGCCUGUGCUAUCUUCGAGGUAA
This is a messenger RNA of Penicillium oxalicum, 198 nucleotides long. RefSeq lists its product as uncharacterized. The coding region runs from base 1 to 198 and encodes 65 amino acids. The transcript has a single exon. The record is from RefSeq and is a predicted model, not a curated record. Lineage: Eukaryota; Fungi; Ascomycota; Eurotiomycetes; Eurotiales; Aspergillaceae.